Tetrahymena thermophila SB210 is the source of this 1167-nucleotide messenger RNA. Its product is annotated as WD domain, G-beta repeat protein. Lineage: Eukaryota; Ciliophora; Oligohymenophorea; Hymenostomatida; Tetrahymenidae. Gene Ontology annotation, molecular function: protein binding. The record is from RefSeq and is a predicted model, not a curated record. The transcript has 6 exons.
AUGGAAUCAAUAGUUUAGUCUUUCAAGACCUCAAAAAAAGCUUGCUUUGUUGAAAAUAAAAACAUAUGUGAGGGAGAAAUUUUAGAAGAUGAAGAGUAUGUUUUGAAGUUUGAUUUGACAGAAGACAAAAAUUACAUCUUUUGUGCACUAUCUAAUUUUGAAAUAGGCUACUUCACUCUCGCUUAAGACGGAUAUGUCAAAUUCGGAGGGAUGAUGGGUGAGAAUAAGCACACAAAAAGAAUAAAUGAUAUAUUCAUCAACGAGAAUGUUCUAUACACAUGUUCAAAUGACAAAUAAUGUCGUUUGUAUGAUUUAAAGGCUAAUAAGUUAAUUAAAGCAUUUAAUCUUAAUCAUGAAAUCUACUCAAUUUCUAAAUCAAAGCACAUUUUAGCUGGUGCCAACGAAUCUGGAAUUGUAUUCUGGGAUCUUAGAACUAUGAAGCAAAGAAAUUAAUUCAAUGAAACUCAUAAUGAGGAAGUUACAUGUGUCAAAUUCAAUGAAAAUAUUCCAACCUAGUUUGUAAGUAGCAGCUUAGAUGGAAUCCUUUGCUUAUUUGAUCUUUCUCAAUAAAACGAAGAAGAAGCCUGCUAGUCAAUCAUCAGAACCGAUUAACCCGUAGAUAGAUGCGGUUAUAUCAAUAAUGAAAUAGUUUAUGGAAUAACCACUGUUGAUUCUGUCUUCAUUAUGAAUAGCUAAACUGAAACAAUUAUGCAAAACAUCAAUGCAAUCGAAUACAAUGAAUUCAACAAAGAUUAUCUUAUUGAUGCUUACAAUGAUACCAAUAUUAAUGAAUUUAAAAUUUUAGUAGGAAAGCAAAAAGGAUAUGUCGAAGAGAGAAUAAUUAGAAAGGUUGAUGAUUAGAUCUAACAAUAAGUCUGCAGGGUCAUAAAAACUGAACACACAAAAUAAAUUAGAUAAAUCAAGAAAAUAGAUGACAAUGUUUAUAUUACUGUUGGCGAAGAAGGAAGUCUUCAAGUGAUAACAAAAACUGAUGAAGAUUUAUUAAAUUAAAUGAAGAUAGAUAUUUUAAAUAAUGGCUAAGAAUUUAAUUCUAAGAUGGAUGAAGAAGCUCAUCAAAUGUUUAUGGAUGAUGAAAACAAUGAAUCAAAUGAUUAAAGCAAAAAAAAGGGCAGAGCAAAUAUGAAAAAUAACUUUAGGCCAUUUUGA